Meleagris gallopavo (turkey) is the source of this 2084-nucleotide messenger RNA. The record is from RefSeq and is a predicted model, not a curated record. NCBI's taxonomy places the organism in Eukaryota, Metazoa, Chordata, Aves, Galliformes, Phasianidae.
AUGAUACUAUGAUUCUAUGAUUCUGACACCUGGAAGCCCAGCUCAGCCCAGUUGUGGCUCUUCAUGGCAUGCAGUUUUGCUGGAUGAACUGCAGGCUGAUUUCACUGGCACUCCCAGCUCCUUCUUGACAGCUGUAGUUAAAUGGAUGAGCACGAGACUUACACCUGGGGAAUUCUGGAUUAGUCUUGUUUGUAAGGAAGCAAAUAUAAAUUACUGUGUUUAUGCUACUUUUAAAGAGCUUUUAAUGAGGAAUCAUUUGCUAUUCAAAAUUUCAAUCCAUAAUAAUGCCAUAACCUCGCCGAGUUGUAUCUCCUUUAACAUCACUCUUCAUACAGGAGAUGAGGGCAAGCCGGUGGUUUGAAGUUCUUGUGCCCAUUCUAAUCUAGUUCUUGAGCACGAUGGAGAAACCCUGACUGAUUUUGCGCUGUGCUUUUAUCUGCUCUGCCUUUCAGAUGGAGCUGAUCUGACUCCUAUCCAUCCCCUCCAGUAACACGGCCAGGGGCACCAUGGCUGCAGGGGUGGCUGCGUGGCUGCCCUUUGCCAGGGCAGCGGCCAUAGGAUGGAUGCCAGUGGCCAACUGUCCCAUGCCGUUGGCUCCGACAGAGAAGAACAAGAGGCAGGACGAGCUGAUCAUUCUCAACGUGAGCGGCAGGCGUUUCCAGACCUGGAGGACUACACUUGAGAGGUACCCGGACACUCUGCUGGGCAGCACGGAAAAGGAGUUCUUCUUCAAUGAAGACACCAAGGAGUACUUCUUCGACCGGGACCCCGAGGUCUUCAGGUGCAUCUUAAAUUUUUAUAGAACUGGCAAGCUGCACUAUCCCAGGUACGAGUGCAUCUCUGCCUACGACGAAGAGCUUGCCUUCUACGGGAUCCUCCCUGAAAUCAUUGGGGACUGCUGCUACGAAGAGUACAAAGACAGAAAGAGGGAAAACGCGGAGCGGCUGAUGGAUGACAACGACUCAGAAAACAACCAGGAAGGGUCCAUGCCAUCCCUGAGCUUCCGGCAGACCAUGUGGCGAGCCUUCGAGAACCCCCACACCAGCACCUUAGCCUUAGUCUUUUACUACGUCACCGGUUUCUUUAUUGCCGUCUCUGUGAUCACCAAUGUCGUGGAAACUGUCCCUUGCGGCACGGUGCCGGGGAACAAGGAGCUUCCAUGUGGGGAGAGAUACGCUGUGGCUUUCUUUUGCUUGGACACGGCUUGUGUGAUGAUUUUCACAGUUGAGUACCUGUUGAGACUCUUUGCGGCCCCAAGUCGCUACAGGUUCAUCAGAAGCGUGAUGAGCAUCAUUGACGUGGUGGCCAUCAUGCCAUACUACAUUGGUUUGGUGAUGACCAACAACGAGGAUGUCAGCGGAGCCUUUGUGACUCUAAGGGUUUUUAGGGUUUUCAGGAUUUUCAAGUUCUCUCGCCAUUCCCAAGGCUUACGAAUCUUGGGCUACACUUUGAAGAGCUGUGCCUCUGAGCUUGGCUUUCUCCUCUUUUCCCUCACUAUGGCAAUUAUCAUCUUUGCAACUGUGAUGUUUUAUGCAGAGAAAGGGUCCUCAGCAAGCAAAUUCACCAGUAUUCCUGCUUCCUUUUGGUACACUAUCGUAACCAUGACAACACUUGGGUGAGUAUUACUUUUUCUUUUACUCAGCAGCCUGCAAGCAUGUAGUAAAAGCAAGACUCAGUUGCUUCUAAGCAGUUUUCUGGAUGCAUGUUGCAAAAGGGAAUGGAAGUGUUAAAGAUUUUAUCGUUCUUUGCCUGAUAACUUCUUGUGUUAUUAUUGUGGAAUUUGUGUUUACAUGUAUGAAACAGAAAAAGCACUUAAACCCACUUGACAAAUGCCUGGCACAAUGGUAGAUGAAUGCAGGAGAAGCAAUCUAUGGAGCAGUAGGUGGUGAUUUGCUCUCAUUCUGCAGGAGAGAGAAGUGGAAGGAAGUUGGCAAGUAGUGCCCGGGUUUUUUUCAGACAUUCAUUUUGAGCCAUGGAUUUUACACAGGAUCUCUGACGUGCAUUUUGUCUCUUUUCACAACAUUGGUCACAGUUUCUUUGUUUGGCAUGCCAGCAGUUAUAGAUGUGCUGAAUUCAAAUGGAUA